CUUCAAAUUGGGUGGGUGGGAGGGAAUUAUAAAUAUUCUCUGCUUGCAUCACGGAAUGCGAAAGAGCCUUCGAAUGACCUAACUCUCAAAUCUACUUUUCAUCAUCACCUUCUAUUUGAUAAUACUACUCAAGUGACCAGUCACAUGAUAUUAACACUACUCAGACCAUACUGGACCGUUCACACAAAAACUUACCACGUGUCUGCGUACCCACAACAAAUAUAUUAGUAUGUUAAGAUAGGUGCCUUUGGAAUGCAUUGGAAUGCAUGAAAUGAUAGUGAUUUUAUUCAGUACUAAGACAACUACCGACUGCCUACAGUCCCGCUAUGUACCACUGCAUAAAGACACUGGCUCUCUACACUAGUCAUAACAGCUUAACAACAAUUAUACAAAUAUGUCGACAGCCACGAUAAGACAUAUGCGGCCUGCAGACUUGGUUGAAGUUGUUAGUUUGACAGAGAAGGAGUCCUGGAAUCUCAGCCAAGAGGUUGUUAGGACCCUCUUUGAAUACUGCCCAGAAGGAUCGUUUAUUGCUGAAUUGCAGGGGAAAGUUGUAGGUGCUGUAAUGGGAUUUAACCUGAAUGAAGAGGAAUCAUUUGGGGGGAUGUGGAUCGUCAGUAAGCAGCAUCGUGGACAGCGUAUUGGCACAAUGUUGUUGCAGAGGCUAAAAGAGCACAUUGGAGAUAGGAAUAUCGGCAUAUUCUCCGACGCAGAGAGCGUGGAAGCCAACAAAAGAUAUGGUUUUUCGGCGGAGUCAUGGAAAAUAUGCCAUGUAUCCGGCAUCAUCGCAACUGAAAAGAUCAAAUUAGCAGAAGAUUGCAUGGUGCAUGUAUAUGCGUUUCCCUCUCGUCACGUGCAAUUUGAUGACCUGUUUCAAUAUGACACCAAAAUACACUCAGUGGAACGGGAAAGAUUCCUAAGAGUUUGGACUCAGGGAAAAUCGACCAUAACCUUGGUUGCUAUUGGCAGGACAGGAGAAAUCGUCGGUUACGGCGUCAUUAAGCGCUAUUCCAAUUACGCCGUAGUUGGACCAAUUUACGGUGAAACUCCUUCCAUUAUGAAAACCUUACUUGUCAGUUUAAUCCGCAAGACUACUUUUGGUGAAAAUAUCAACAUGUCGGUACCAGUUGAGAGUGAGAUUUUGCAAGAAUUACUGGUUGAGAAUAAAAGCACGCUCAAAGUUCUUUCGGAAGAGACCCGGAUGUUUUUCCAUCAUGAAGUUAAGGUUCCAUUGGAAAAGAUUUUGGCGAUUACGUCAUCAGAAGCCAGCCAUUGUUGACAGUCAGUGAUACAGCAUUCCAAAUUUCCUGUGCCCUAGAGAACUGAUGAAUAAAAUUAUAAAGAAGAGGAGUAAUACAUUGUGCUAGUUUGGUGUAAGUGUGUAAAUUAGUAAAUAAUUUUGUUGUCAAAUACAAUUUAGUUCCAAUUUUUGCUGUUUUUGGCUGAGAUCGAACUUCGACUUUCGUUUUGAACAAGUGGAUUUUAUUUGAUAAAAGAAAAAAAAACAUGGCAAUACCACCCCCCCCCCCCUUGAUUGCUUAAAGCUAGGGGCAAUUGACGAUUUAAAAUAGCUUUCAUUUUAUGGAUGUUGAAAACGCAUUAUAAUUAAAAUGUCAGUACAUGUACACAAUGAAAAUGCUAAAAAUGCUGGAUUUUUAAGGGUUUUUAUUUCUGUAUAAAUGAAUAACGCUAAUCUCUGCCACGUUGUCUCCGAAGCCUAUUAC
Lingula anatina is the source of this 1724-nucleotide messenger RNA. RefSeq lists its product as uncharacterized. The record is from RefSeq and is a predicted model, not a curated record. Gene Ontology annotation, molecular function: acyltransferase activity, transferring groups other than amino-acyl groups. NCBI's taxonomy places the organism in Eukaryota, Metazoa, Brachiopoda, Lingulata, Lingulida, Lingulidae.